Molecule: messenger RNA, 1614 nt
Organism: Solanum lycopersicum (tomato)
Lineage: Eukaryota; Viridiplantae; Streptophyta; Magnoliopsida; Solanales; Solanaceae
Gene: CKX7
Product: cytokinin oxidase/dehydrogenase-like 7
Biological process (GO): cytokinin metabolic process
Molecular function (GO): FAD binding; cytokinin dehydrogenase activity
Source: RefSeq, marked provisional
AUGAAGUCACCAACCCAAUUUUUCUUUAUUCAAAAGCAUAUACUUCUAAAGUUGCUUAUAUUCAUACUCUUCAUUUGUUCAAACAAUAGAAGUAACAUAUGUUGUAAUCAUCAUUUUGCAAACCCUUCAAGUCUAUCAUUGAAACAACUAAAACUUGAAGGGUACCUUAGUUUUGAAAAACUAAAUCAUGCAGCUAAAGACUUUGGCAAUAGAUGUCAUUUCCUUCCAUUAGCAAUUUUGUAUCCAAAAUCAGUUCUUGAUAUAUCAUCCACCUUAAAACAUGUCUUCGAAAUCCGUACUAGAAUAGACUUAACUGUUGCUGCUAGAGGCAAUGGACACUCUUUAGAAGGCCAAGCUCAAGCUUAUCAAGGACUAGUUAUUAAUAUGAAAUCACUUCAAGAACUAGAAAUGAAGUUCAAGAUUAAUGAGGAAUUGUCUUAUGUUGAUGUUUCUGCUGGAGAGCUUUGGAUAAAUGUUCUGCAUGAAAGUCUUAAACUUGGGCUUGCACCUAAAUCUUGGACUGAUUAUCUUCACCUCACUGUUGGUGGUACUUUGUCUAAUGCUGGAAUCAGUGGACAAGCUUUUAAGCACGGACCGCAGAUCAAUAACGUCUACCAACUCGAGGUUGUCACUGGUAAAGGAGAGGUGAUUACUUGUUCAGAGGAGCAGAAUGCAGACUUGUUCCAUGGUGUACUAGGAGGAUUAGGGCAGUUUGGUAUUAUAACUAAGGCAAGAAUUGCUCUUGAAACAGCACCAAAGCAGGUCAAGUGGAUCAGAGUAUUGUAUUCAGAUUUUGCUGCAUUUUCGAAUGAUCAAGAGGACUUGAUAUCAUCUCAGAGUACAUUUGACUAUAUCGAAGGAUUCGUCAUUAUAAACAGCACUGGAUUAUUGAAUAACUGGAGGUCUACUUUCAAUCCUAAAGAUCCACUUCAAGCUAGUAAUUUUAGUUCAGAAGGCAGAGUUUUAUUCUGUUUAGAAGUUGCGAAAUACUUCAAUCCAGAGGACACAUAUAGUACUGAUCAGGACAUUGAUAUACUCUUAUCAAAGUUGAGUUAUAUCCGAUCAACGUUGUUUCUAUCAGAAGUCUCCUACGUUGAGUUCCUCGAUAGAGUUCAUGUCUCCGAGAUGAAGCUACAAGAGAAGGGGUUAUGGGAUGUUCCUCAUCCAUGGCUAAAUCUUCUAAUACCAAAAAGCAGGAUUCUUGAAUUUGCUCAAGAAGUUUUCGGAAAGAUUCUUACUGAUACAAGCAAUGGUCCUCUACUCAUCUACCCUGUCAACAAAUCAAAGUGGAGAAAAGGAACAUCAAUGGUUACACCUGAUGAAGAUGUUUUCUACCUCAUCGCGUUCCUGUCAUCUGCUAUGCCUUUUUCAACAGGAAAAGAUGGACUAGAACACAUCAUAGAUCAAAACAACAGAAUACUGAGUUUUUGUGAAAAAACGCGUAUUGGAAUGAAACAAUAUUUGCCAAAUCACAAGACUCAGGAAGAGUGGAAGCAUCAUUUUGGUCCUCAUUGGGAUACAUUUGCUAGGAGGAAAUCUACAUAUGACCCUUUGGCUAUACUUGCUCCAGGACAGAGGAUUUUCAGAAGGACGGCAGACUGUGAACAUGAAUGA